This is a messenger RNA of Prorocentrum cordatum, 885 nucleotides long. The record is from the annotation of a GenBank genome assembly. NCBI's taxonomy places the organism in Eukaryota, Dinophyceae, Prorocentrales, Prorocentraceae.
UUCUCUUCCUCGUCCGCGAUCGCACCUGAACUCAGAUGCCGGACAGUGGCGAUCACAAAGGCCACCAAAGAGUACUACUGCCUCCUGGUCGCCUGAGAAGCGCACGCAAUUCUAGCAAUCUAAUGCGCACCAGCGUGCGAGAUGCGAGUUGGCCGCUCCGUGGGCGAACAUGACCUCCCGUGGGAUUUCACCAUUGACCAUUGUGUAGGCCACACGGUUCCGCACCCUAGCGCGCGCACAACUUAUGACAGCAAGCGAAAGAGAAACAAGACCAGGAGGCCAGAACACAAUUGGAUUUCCGCCUGCCCCCCCAAGAGGAAAGAGGCAGGAAGAAGGAACACCACAGGGCGAUGGAGGUAGUGAGGCGCCCAAAGCCAUAGACUGGAGCCGGGCAGCAACACGGCAGCGACCGACGUCGUUGACCUCUGGCAGGCCCCCACCGCGGAAGAGCGCGCCCAAAGCACGACGAGACCUGCAACGCAGCGGCGUGCUGCGAGGCGUCGAGGGGUGCGCGGCGCCGGCCGCGGGUGCCGCUUCAAGCACGAAAAAAAAAAACUACUGUGGCGAGUGCGAAUUCGCAUGCUCACCCGGACCCGAUUCCGACAGGGGAGGCGGAGAGAGGGGGAGGGAGGAAGGUGACAUGAGACCGUAUGGGCCGGCGGAAUGAGCAAAGCGAUUAAAUAAUAAUUGUUCGACGCUCCCGAGGCCCCACGAGGGCUCCUGGAGGCCGACAACGGCCAAAAUCCCGCAGCUCCAACUUUUGUUGGAGCGUCGGAUCUCUGGAACGGGAUCUCGAGGAGCAAGAGCGCUACGGCAGCACGGGCGCGCCGCGCUCCGGGGGAGGCCCGCGCUAGAUGGAAGUUGCUGUCGGAGCGGUGUCAUGGG